Molecule: messenger RNA, 504 nt
Organism: Symbiodinium natans
Lineage: Eukaryota; Dinophyceae; Suessiales; Symbiodiniaceae
Source: the annotation of a GenBank genome assembly
AUGUUCCCGUUGUUCGCGCUCUUGCUCCUCGCAUCUGUCUCAUCCCACAGAGUGAGAGACUCGGAAGAAGCGAGGCUAUCGGUGGCAUCGGUGACCGACCAAAAUGUCUCAGCAAAGGCUAAGAAGGGACAGCCGUGCUCGUGCUACGAGGAGCAGUUUCGGGUGCUAAAGGAGGAGUCGACUUGCUGCAACGAGGGCUUGGUCUGCGAUGUGAAGAGCCACACUUGCAAAGCCGCUCUGGGCAAGAGGUGUGACUGGCACCUGGUGGGCACAGAGUGUGCCAGCUCCGCGACCUAUGCCGCAAGCACCGAGUGCUUUGCCCAUCGCUGCUGCCUGAAGUCCGGCGAGCACGUCCUGCAGCACCUGGACCCUGCCACAGGCAACCUCACCUAUCACUCGAGACGGGAUUGUUGCACAGGAUCCAUGUGGCUACGGAUGUACAACACGCGGCCGAAGCAAAUGGAGGCCAUUUUUGGAGACAAGCCCUACUGGGUUUGCAUGUGA